Molecule: messenger RNA, 3297 nt
Organism: Cyprinus carpio (common carp)
Lineage: Eukaryota; Metazoa; Chordata; Actinopteri; Cypriniformes; Cyprinidae
Product: rho GTPase-activating protein 24
Exons: 8
Biological process (GO): negative regulation of Rac protein signal transduction; negative regulation of ruffle assembly; activation of GTPase activity
Cellular component (GO): focal adhesion
Molecular function (GO): GTPase activator activity
Source: RefSeq, a predicted model, not a curated record
AGGGAGGAUAAGAGAGACAACGGCUCCUCUUAGCCUAAUGGAGGACGGUUCAAAAGUUUAACACGCCGGCCACUCGUUCACAUCUUUAUUACCUCUUUGAGUCAUUGUGUGCGGGUGAGGGCCGAUCACAUCGACGGCCAUUAAACCAAAUGUCGGGCCGGUCUGCGGGGGGGUGGGUGUAUGGUGGAUGCAUUAGGGAAAUUGGUUCUGGCUGCCUGAGACGACAUACUGUACUGAAGUAAUUACAGUUUGUGGAGGGAUGCUGAGGCCAGUGUGUGUGUGUAUGGAUGCGUGUCCAGAAUAGUCUGCCGCAGAGGGUCCACGCCCCGCCCUUCCAUCUCCCCCCACCUCAAAGUGGCUGCCAACGGGAUAGGGCUGGGGCUUUAUUGAUGAGAUGGAUGAGGAGGGAGAUAGGGAUAGAGAGACAGAUGGGGCUUCUGUCCAGGCCAUGGCAGUGCUGGGGAGCCUGCGCUCAGGGAUGCCGCCAGCCUGGUCAGCCUCCACUGAUUAGCAGCCGCAGGAGCCCCAGUGCCACUGAUGAUGGUGAUGCACACCCUUAGAGGAUCAGAGCUCGGCUGAGGCAUCUCAAGAGACUUCCACUUGCAGGGAUGGGACUCACCUGCUUCAAGUCCUGGAAGUACAACAGUGCUGCACAGAAAGGAGGAAACAGGGAUGUACUGGUUAGUCCUGGCUCAUAUUUCUUCCUGUCAAACAGCUGUGGUCAGGGGGAGGAAUGGCUGAAGAGCCUAAAUAAGGGCAUCUGGAUUCCUUUUACAGGUGUAUUUGGUCAAAGGUUGGAGGAGACAGUCCUGUACGAGAGGAGGUAUGGGGAUCACAUGGCUCCUUUGGUGGUGGAGCAGUGUGUUGAUUUCAUCCGAGAGCAGGGGCUCACCGAGGUGGGACUCUUCAGGCAGCCACACCAGUCAAACACCUACAAAAAACCUACAAUAAUCUUUAGAAACCAGUCUAAACAAACUUAAGACAAUUAAGAUAAUGAACAUAACAGCACAGAUGUCCACACAGUAGCAUCUUUGCUAAAGCUAUACCUCAGGGAGCUGCCUGAACCUUUGGUGCCAUUUUCCCGCUAUGAAGAGUUUCUUGUAUGUGGCAAAAUAAUCCCACAAAAACAAACAAAGGGUUUGCAAGAUUUGAGGAGUCUCCUUUAUGAGCUACCUGUUGCAAACUUCAACCUCCUGAAAUACAUUUGCCAAUUCUUAAAUGAUGUGCAGUCAUACUCCAAUGUCAACAAGAUGAGUAUCCAGAACUUGGCAACUGUUUUUGGGCCAAAUAUACUAAGGCCUAAAGCUGAGGACCCAGAAAGUAUCAUUGGAGGGGCAGCAGUUGUGCAACAUCUAAUGUCUGAACUGAUCCGUGAGCACAGCUUGCUCUUCUCCCGAGAGAACUGCAACACUCCUGAAACAUCUUUACAAGCCGCCCACCCCAUACAAAGACACAGUAACCUUGUGGAAUGGGUGCACGAACCACCUGCCCACCUGAGGGAACCUCUGUUGAGCAAAGAUCACAUGGUCCUUCCAGAUCAGACUGUUGCCUGUCCACAUAAACACUCUUUACCACUAAACACAGAGAGGAGAGGGUCUUUUCAAAGCCCUUGUGAUAAAAACAUUACCCAUUUAUCAGAGACGGAGCAACAACUUCAAGAAAACUCUACACCAACCAGCUCUGCUCUGAUUUAUGACAACUACAGUCAGAACAGCCCACAAGAAUCUCUCCAUACAAGACAUGUACAUACACCCUCAACCCCACUACCUGCCACUACUGCCUGCUCUUCUUUGAGCAAAGAACUGGAAGCUGGAGUUCAAAUAUGUAUGCAGUCAAGGAGCUGGCCUGACAUUGAAGAACCCAGCUGUGGACCAGAAAAAACCUUAGAGGAAAGUGGAGGCAGCAGUGAAGCCCAGGAUAGUACCUUAUCUGUCUAUGACAACAUAGCUACUGAGGAGCAGGGGGACCAAUAUAUAGAAGAGAGGGAGGCAAAAGGUACUACCAGUGUGGCUGAGAGCAACAGCUCUUGGUCCUCCAGUGAGAUCGUGCCUUUGGAUGGGGGCAGUGGGAGUGGUGGAACUGCAAGCCCUUGCAAUGUCUCCCCAAGACAGUUCCCCUCUUUCAGGAUGGACUCUAGAAUGGAAGAAUUUCGUCCCAACUCCCCUGCCUCAUCCUCUGCUCCUACAGAUGCGCCUUUAAGCACUGGCAGCAGCGAAGUCUUUUUGCCAAAUGCUCCCCAAGAGCCCCUGGUCUUUCCAGCUUCCCACGCAAUGCAGUGCGUUGUUGCAGGGCUUCAUCAACAGAUGACCAGACAAAAGGCAGAGUACGAGGCAAAUAUCAACAGGUUGGAGCAGAGAAACAAGGUACUUCAGGGGGAAGUUGCAGGGCUGCGCUCAACUCUGGAGCAGCAGCGGCGCUGGGUCAGUGUGGCUGAGAUCAAGAUGAGAAAUGUAGAGCGAGCCCGUGCUGAUGCUGAUAGACGGAACACCACUCUGCAACAGGAAAUGGAGCAGUUCUUCGAAACAUUUGGCGAGCUUAACACAGAGGCCCGGAAAACCAGUCGCAUUGUUCAAAGUUUUUGAAACAAUCAUGUGCUUUGCUACAAGACCAACCUCAGUAGCAUAUUAAGAUUUCAUUGUUUAAAAGCAGUGUUUUUCAACUCUGGUCAUGGCAUUACCCCCAAUAGCAUAUAUUUUUGAUGUCUUUCUUAUCUGAUACCUCCAUUCCAAGUCUGGGUGUUUCAACCAACAAGCUGAUGAGUUGAAUUAGUAAGACAUAAAACAUGUUCAGUACUACAAGUACUCCAAGACCAGGGUUGAGAAACAGCUAUAUUAAAGUAAUGUCUGUAAAAAAAAAAAAUAAAAACAGGAGUCUUUUUCAGGGCUGUAGAAAUGAGGAUGCAUUCCUGAGGGAAACCAUUGCCCCACUUUCAAGUACAGUUCUGUUGCCUAAACGACUGUGCAGACCAGCAUGUUCAAAAUAAUACUAAAGGCAAUUUUCUGCCAUUUAAGUGAUCAAAGACAAUGGAAUGACCCAAAGUAGGAUAAAAUUUCAUGUCUAGUAAGCAUGGAUGCCAUAUUUGAGAAAAGAGACUGUAAUGAAAACUAGGCCCUAGGGAUGCUCUUAAUAUAAAUGAGCUCAAACUUAAAAAGUCUCUGCCCUGACUGAGGGUCACUGUACAUUUUAUUUAAUUGGGACCUGUGUAGGUAACACAAGACACAGUCAUACCUUGUACACAAACUGUUCAUACACUGAAUGCAUUUGUACCAUAUGAAAUAAAGCGUAAAACAGACAGUA